Molecule: messenger RNA, 2116 nt
Organism: Pseudomyrmex gracilis
Lineage: Eukaryota; Metazoa; Arthropoda; Insecta; Hymenoptera; Formicidae
Exons: 12
Coding region: 37-1953 (638 amino acids)
Source: RefSeq, a predicted model, not a curated record
UUCUAAAAAGUUAUCGAUUGUACCGAGUGACCAAACAUGCCCGGGGGUGUUGUUUUUCUGGUCUGCAUUCCCACCCUGAGCUACGAGCACGAACUUGUGUUCGGCGUGCCUCUGAAACGAUCCAAGAGGAUCGAGAGGAACAAGAGCAAACUGGUUGCGCCACUGAAGGUGGAUCUGCGUCUCAAGGAAGCGAAGACGCGUACGCAGCUGCUCACAAUCAACAAUGAUUACAACAACGGUUACAUUGACGACAACGACGAAAACAACGACGUUGGCGUCGACGUCGGGAUCGACUCCAGGCAGCGUUCUCGCGGAUACACGCGAUCGAACACGCCGGUCUUCGUGUCGAUGGAAACGGUGUUGGAGGAACUUCUGAAAAAGCUGAAGGUAGAGCACGUUGUAUGGUGCAAGGACAAAGAAGACAUGUAUUACGAGGUGAUAUUUCCGGUUCCCGCCGGCGAGCCUUGCGAGAACUGCAUACACUGCCUCACCGAAAUGGGUAUCGGCGUUAAAAUGAACUCGAUAGUAAGUGUGAUCCCGACGCAGUGCACCUACAGCGGAGUGAACCCUACGGGAUCGGCGGCUAUCAAGGAUGUGAUUCGCAGACGGAAGGAAUCGGAAGAACGUAAGAACGCCUGGGACGGUUUCGUAGACUCGAUCAGAUCGAAAUUGACGGUGAAGCAGGUAGUCGAUGGCGUUCGCAGCGGUGGCGAUCUCACCUUCGACUACGUGCUGCUGGUACUGACCGCUGACUGUCUCGCCGCACUCGGUCUUGUCGAGAACAGUGCAACCAACGUCGUUGCCGCUAUGUUGGUUUCUCCUCUCAUGGGACCUGUAAUGUCUCUGACUUUCGGAACUAUAAUAGCCGACAGAAAUCUGCAAUUAGUCGGCCUGAAGAGUCUGAUGCUCGGUAUUUUUCUAUCGAUACUUUUCGGCUUCAUAUUCGGCCUCAUUCUCGGAACAACCGAAAUGCCUUGGGGAUACAACGAUUGGCCGACCGAUGAGAUGAAAGGCAGAGGCAACUACAGGUCGCUCUGGAUGGGCGUUCUCUGGGCUCUUCCGUCUGGCACAGGUGUUGCGGUCGCUUUGCUUCAAGGUAGCAAUGGACCACUAAUUGGCGUCGCCAUAUCUGCUUCAUUACUGCCGCCAGUUGUUAAUUGCGGUUUAUUUUGGGCUCUGGGAUGUAUAUGGCUCAUAUACCGACCCAUAAAGAUGCCUCAUAUCAAAGGGGAAUCUUAUACGAACUUUACUACCGCGUACACGUACAUCUACAGCGAUUACUUGCCCGUAGAAUUUUUCUGCAACGGCAUUAUUAGCGCGUGCCUGACGUUUAUCAAUGUAAUGUGCAUCUUUAUUACGGCGAUAAUAGUUCUGAAGAUUAAAGAAGUGGCCGCGCCGUACACAUCCACACCGGAACUGCGCCGAUUCUGGGAACACGACAUCCGUCUGGUUCGCGAUAAGAAUAUCUCCAGAGAUAACAGCUCUCUUGAUUCAAGUUACUACGACGGACUGAGUAAAACUAAACAACGAGCGUUGGAGCGCACGCUAAAUGAAGCAGUUAGAGAGGCGAUGAACGAUGAGACUUUCAGAAAUGUGCAACGACUUAGUUACGGACAACAUGGACCAUCGGAUGAGAUCGGAUCCAGGUUUGGUCUUCACGGUCGAGGAACUUCUGAGAGAGAUAACGCAAAGGAAAAGAAAAACGUUGAAGAAACAGUAAAUGGAGAUCUGCGAUCGCACAAAGGUUUAAAUUUUGGCAAUACAAACGAGGAUCUGGCCGCAUUGGACAGACUAAUGACGUACCUUUUGAGCCAGCCAAGUAAUUCCACUGGUGGUAAUAAUUUGGAUACGUGGAGACGAUCGCUUCGAGCUAGCUCACGAGGUUAUAGACAGUUACGUGGGACCGCCGCCGAUGUUGCGGAAACCGGCGAUGUUGGCACGACGCCUCUUUGAGCCGUCACCACACGUUGACAUUCAGAGAAUAGCAAAUAUUGUAUAUGAAAAUAACAAUAUAAUAGCAGACCUUGAAUUUCGAAAUCAAGAAAUUCUGUAAAAUAAAAUUCUGUGAUAAAAAUGUCAAUGUAAUUCAAUUUUUAUUAAAGAUACAAUAGAUAUA